Tupaia belangeri chinensis (Chinese tree shrew) is the source of this 2404-nucleotide messenger RNA. It is a transcript of the gene SLC25A22, whose product is annotated as solute carrier family 25 member 22. The transcript has 10 exons. The record is from RefSeq and is a predicted model, not a curated record. Gene Ontology annotation, biological process: aspartate transmembrane transport; L-glutamate transmembrane transport; malate-aspartate shuttle. Gene Ontology annotation, molecular function: L-glutamate transmembrane transporter activity; L-aspartate transmembrane transporter activity. Lineage: Eukaryota; Metazoa; Chordata; Mammalia; Scandentia; Tupaiidae. Bases 119 to 1090 code for a protein of 323 amino acids.
CCUCCACCUCCACCAUCUGCCUCCACCACCUCCUCCACCGUCCGCCUCCACCACCUUCUGGCUCCACCACCUUCUGGCGGCCACCUCUCUGACGCCUACCUGGGGGAGCUCGAGUUAAAUGGCUGAUAAACAGAUCAGCCUGCCAGCCAAGCUCAUCAAUGGCGGCAUCGCUGGGCUGAUCGGGGUCACCUGUGUGUUCCCCAUCGACCUGGCCAAGACCAGGCUGCAGAACCAGCAGAAUGGCCAACGCAUGUACACGAGCAUGUCUGACUGCCUCAUCAAGACCAUCCGCUCGGAGGGCUACUUCGGCAUGUACCGGGGAGCUGCUGUAAACCUGACCCUCGUCACUCCCGAGAAGGCCAUCAAGCUGGCAGCCAAUGACUUCUUCCGACACCAGUUCUCUAAGGAUGGGCAGAAGCUGACCCUGUUUAAGGAGAUGCUGGCCGGCUGCGGGGCGGGCACCUGCCAGGUGAUCGUGACCACACCCAUGGAGAUGCUGAAGAUCCAGCUGCAGGACGCCGGCCGCAUCGCUGCGCAGAAGAAGAUCCUGGCCGCCCAGGCCCAGCUCUCAGCGCAGGGCAGCGCCCAGCCCUCAGUGGAGCCUCCGGCCGCCCCCAGGCCCACGGCCACCCAGCUGACCCGUGACCUGCUGCGAAGCCACGGCAUCGCCGGCCUCUACAAGGGGCUGGGGGCCACACUGCUCAGGGACGUCCCCUUCUCCAUCGUCUACUUCCCCCUCUUCGCCAACCUGAACCAGCUGGGCCGCCCGGCCUCCGAGGAGAAGUCCCCCUUCUACGUGUCCUUCCUGGCCGGCUGUGUGGCUGGCAGUGCAGCCGCCGUGGCCGUCAACCCCUGGGAUGUGGUGAAGACGCGGCUCCAGUCACUUCAGCGCGGCGUCAACGAGGACACCUACUCAGGGUUUCUGGACUGUGCCAGGAAGAUCUUGCAGCACGAGGGCCCUUCGGCCUUCCUGAAGGGGGCCUACUGCCGCGCCCUCGUCAUCGCGCCGCUGUUCGGCAUUGCCCAGGUGGUCUACUUCCUGGGCAUUGCUGAGUCCCUGCUUGGGCUGCUGCAGGGCCCCCAGGCCUGAGACCAGCGCUGCCCCACCUGGCCAGCUGGGCAGGGCCGGAGUGGGGCCAGAGCAGGGCGGCCAGCCGGGGCCGCCGGAAGGAAGAUCUUUUUCCCAGCCUCCCCCACCGCCAGGGAAGCCGGGAGGCGGCGCAGAGUCCACAGGAGUGGUGCACGUGCGGGCUCCCACCGGGUCCUGCCUGCACGACUAUUGGGAUCAACGUCUUAUUUAUGUAGAGAAUGCAGAAGUCUUUACAUUCCUCAAGCCAGCCCCUAUCCCAGCCCUGCCCCGGCCGAAUUCCCCCAGGGCCAGAGCUGGUCUCUGGGCUGGGGGCCCCUGGGCCAGGACCGGGCGGGCGGGCAGGUCCUCCCUCUCUUGAGGCUCUCUGGUCUACAAAGGGGACCCCGCACAAGCUAUUUAUUGAACCUGCCGAGCCCAAGGGGCUCUCAGUCCUUCCAUCCGUCCGUUGGUCCAUCCUCCUGCUGCUCUGCUCGCCUUGGCCAGGACCCAGCUCCACCUCCCCGGCCAGCCUUGCAGGAAGACUGAGGUCCCCUGCGCCUAAUGUUAAGUUAGGAGUCAAUCCUGGGUGGGUCACUCAGUCCCCAGGGCAAGCCCCAUCCCCACUACGGGACCUCUGGGGCCCCUCAGCCCCUCACCAGGCUGGAGCCCAGAUUGUCAAGUCUGCCUGUGUGUGUUGUGGGGAGCGGGUCGUGCCCACCAGCCCUCAGCUGGCCUGGCCCCUCGGGAUGGGGCCGUGGGAGGGCUGCUGCCCUUUCCCAUGUGGCCAGGCACUGUAUGUGUGCACCCCAAGCUCUCUGCUGACCCCGUCCAGAAACUUCCUCUCCAGCCUGGCCCCUCUUGUUGCACCCUCAGCAGACUCCUCCGCGCCUCCCACCCCUGGGCUGGCAUUGGUCAGGGUGAAGGGCAGGCAUGAGGACCAGGACGGAGCCUCAGGGCACCUGCUCUGCCCCCACAGAAGCCCUCCCAGGGCCCCUGACAUAAGGCCCUGACACACUCCGUCAAUGUUGGGCCGAGGCGGGCUCCCCCUGCCCUGUCCCCGCCGUGCCCUGUCGGUGACUGGUCCUGGCGUGCCGGUGCUGUGUCCCCAAUCUGGGCCUUCUCCGCAGAGGCCCCUUCCCAGUGACACUACCCGGGCUCCGGUCUGGGCCCCCAGCUCACGGUUCCUGGGAGCUGCUCCCUCCCACCACGUCUGUACCCUGGAAGCUGCUGCUGCUGCUUACAGAAUUCUAUUUUUUUUUCUUUUGAAGAGUUUUAAAAAGUUGUAACUUUUUGUGUCUUGUCAUGUAAGAGGAUAAAUAAAUAUUCUAAGUAGAC